AGCUACGCUGUCUGGCUCAGCUGUUCUCAGUAGCUCUGUGUGCUGUGUGGACGAGGCUGUGCUGGGCUGGACUAGUGCUGGAGUGCCGUUGAGUACUCAGCAGGUAUUUGAGAGCUGUCUACCUACAAGACUGGAUUAGCAGCUGAAACACACUGGGCUGGGUUUUGUUACUGAACAACAACAGAAAGACAGAGCAAAACCUUCAUGAAGAGAGAAGGAUAUCAAGGAGAAUGUAUUAGACUGGAAAGGUGCUGGAGAAGAGACCCAUGUUAGGCAGAUGUCAAGUCCAGAUCCCCUCACUAUCUGUGGACUCAUUAUGGUCCAGUUCUUCUCUCUAGGACAUCUUUUGUGGCUGUGAACUGUGGUGCUUUGGCUGAGUUCUGCGGUGCGGUUAGAUUUGACCUGGUUCGGCAUUUUCUCUGUGACACUGAUUGGUAAAGUACCUGCAGAUCUGUUUUUAGGUUCUAACAAGCUGGACUUCGACCCUAGUAGUGACUUUUGACCCAGGACAGGUUCCGAUUCUGGUGGAAACUGGUCCAUAUCUGGAGGACUGGAUCCACGAGACAUCAUUACUGGACCGGAGAACCGGGUUACACACAAGACCUUACCCCUGGUCCUGGACUGAUCCUGCGUUUCUGGAGAAUAGGAUCAAAGGAGUACUUUCGGGAACCUGUUGGGCCUCUCUCUCCCCAGGACCAUGGGCUCUCUCUGGGGGACAGGCGCGCUGCUGUGUGGAAUGGUUCUCCUCUGGAGCCGAGGCAGUGGUGCCCAGCAGACUAAGAGCAAUGUCCCCAGACUAAAGCUCUCCUAUAAGGAGAUGCUGGAAUCCAAUAACCUGGUAACAUUUGAGGGCCUUGCCAACAGCUCUGCCUACCACACCUUCCUAUUGGACGAGGAGAAGGGCCGGCUGGUGGUGGGAGCCAAGGACCACAUCUUCUCUUUCAACCUCAUCAACAUUAGCAAAGACUAUGCACAAAUCCCAUGGCCGGCCUCCCCCUCCAGGAGAGAUGAGUGCAAGUGGGCAGGGAAAGACCUUUCGAGGGAGUGUUCUAACUUCAUCAAAGUGUUGCAGCCAUUCAACCAGACUCAUCUCUAUGUGUGUGGAACAGGGGCCUUCCACCCUGUCUGUGCUUACCUGGAGGUGGGCAAGAGACCUGAGGACAGUGUGUUCAGACUGGAGUCUCACAUAGAGAACGGACGAGGGAAGAGCCCUUAUGAUCCCAAACUGCUCACCGCCUCCAUGCUCAUCGAUGGGGAGCUGUACUCGGGGACGUCAGCUGACUUCAUGGGGCGGGACUUUGCCAUAUUCCGGACCCUUGGCAAGCACCAUCCAAUCAGGACGGAGCAGCAUGACUCGCGCUGGCUGAACGACCCGAGGUUUGUGAGCGUCCACCAGAUCCCUGAGAGUGACAACCCCGAGGAUGACAAGAUCUACCUGUUCUUCCGAGAGAACGCCAUGGAUGGAGAGCACGCAGGGAAGGCGACACAUGCUCGCAUCGGACAGCUCUGCAAGAAUGAUCUGGGGGGCCACAGGAGUCUGGUGAACAAAUGGACCACCUUCCUCAAAGCUCGGCUGGUCUGCUCUGUCCCCGGCCUCAACGGCAUCGACACACACUUCGAUGAGCUGCAGGAUGUGUUCUUGAUCAGCUCCAAGGAUCCGAAGAACCCCAUAGUGUAUGCCGUGUUCACCACCUCCAGUAACAUCUUCAAGGGGUCGGCAGUGUGCAUGUACAACAUGGCAGACAUCAGGAGGGUGUUCCUGGGUCCCUAUGCCCACAGAGAUGGACCCAACUACCAGUGGGUGCCCUUCCAGGGGCGCGUCCCCUACCCUCGCCCCGGCACGUGCCCCAGCAAGACCUUCGGAGGAUUCUAUUCAACGAAGGACCUCCCCGACGACGUCAUCACCUUCGCCAGAGGUCACCCGGCCAUGUUUAACCCUGUGUACCCGAUCAACAACCGACCAAUCAUAGUCAAAACAGAUGUGGACUACCAGUUCACUCAGUUAGUGGUGGACAGGGUGGAGGCAGAGGAUGGACAGUACGAUGUCAUGUUCAUAGGCACAGAUGCGGGGACAGUGCUGAAGGUGGUCUCCGUCCCUCGAGGUUCCUGGCAUGACUUGGAGGAGGUCCUCCUGGAGGAGAUGACGGUGUUCAGGGAACCGACCGCUAUAACGGCUAUGGAGCUUUCCACCAAGCAGCAACAGCUGUACCUGGGCUCAUCCAUGGGCGUGUCCCAGAUGCCUUUGCACCGCUGUGAGGUGUACGGAAAGGCCUGCGCCGAGUGCUGUCUGGCUAGAGACCCCUACUGUGCCUGGGAUGGCACCGAGUGUUCCAGAUACUUCCCCAUGGCCAAGAGGAGAACAAGGAGGCAGGACAUCAGGAAUGGCGACCCUUUGACCCAGUGCUCAGAUCUGCAGCAUCACGACGACCUCAACGGUCAAACUACCCUGCUGGUCAAGACGGUGUAUGGGGUGGAGAACAGCAGCACGUUUCUGGAAUGUACUCCCAAGUCUCAGAGAGCUCUUACUUACUGGCAGUACCAACAACCCAACGACGACCGCAAACAAGAGAUCAAAGCCGGGGAGCGUUUCAUUCGUACGGAGCAAGGCCUGCUGAUCCGAACCCUGACCAAGCAGGAUUCCGGAACCUUUCUGUGUCAGGCGGUGGAGCACGGUUUCAUGCAGACCCUCCUGAAGGUCACCCUGGAGGUCAUCGACACCGAGCGCCUGGACGAGCUGCUCCACCGUGACGAGGAGCCCGCCGCCCUCUCCCCCCCCGUCCAGGACCUGCCCCCCGCGCGCGAGUCGCCCAAUCAGAAGGUGUGGUACAGAGACUUCCUGUCCCUGGUCAACCAGCCCACCACGAACAGUGUGGAUGAGUUCUGUGAGCAGGUGUGGAAGAGGGAGAGGAAGCACAGGAGGCAGAAGGCCAAUCUCGCCCAGCAGGUACAGCAGCAUCAGCAACAGCAGCAGCAGCAGCAGCAGCAGCAGCAGCAGCAGAAGGGGCUCGUGCACGCUCACGGCCACGCCCACGGGCUGGCCGCCAAGUGGAAACACCUGCAGGAGAGGCAGAAAGGACGCAACCGCAGGACCCACGAACUGGAGAGAGCCCCUCGCAGCGUUUGACCUCGAUAUCGGACCCCCGCAUCUCCAACCCGAAUCCCAUGUCUGAGUCCUGGUCCCCAUCACCUCGCCCCCCCCCCCCACACCACCUCUAUCACAUACUGAGACAUAGACUCCUUCCUUCCACACAGACUUGUGAAUAAAAGAAAGCUCAACUGGAAACAAAGGCAAUAUCCCUCUGGUCGGUAUGUUGUGUGUGUGCGUGGGCACCAUGUUUACAGUGAGCCGCUCAGAAGGACGCCCAGAGGCAAGAUGUUCUACAGGACUGUUAUCUCAGCUGGCCUGCCUGGCCUCUGCCCCAAUGACGAACAGCUUCAGCCAUCAAGGCCCCUUACCAUGCUCCACUCCUGAAUAGACUUACCAACAGCCCUGUCUAGAUAGCUAUGUUUCAUGUAAUAAUAAGGUUUUGUGAUUUACUGUUUAUCAUCUCCUUUCUCCAACCAGAUUCUAAAACCUAAAAUGUAUCUAGACGGAUCUUAGGAAACAAGGGAUGAUAGUGUUUUAGAAUCGCUCAAAGAGCCGGAACAGGUCUCCUAACGUAUCAUAAAGACAAUACAUCUUCACAGCUAGGUUAAAAGCACAAAGGUUUGAUGUUUUGUGGAGAACGUGUAGGAUCCUAAGGACUGAGGUGAAUGCCCAAGCACUGCAAGCAACGUCACAGAGUCGCUACCACUUGUCAACUUUGAUCUUGUUCUAAGUUAUGUACUAUGUGUAAAUAAUUGCUUUGUUACCUCGUACUAAAGGGAAUGGUGUCUGGAAUUUGUGUUACUUUCUGUUGCUAGCCCCAUAAACAAAUGUAUUUAAGAAAAAGUGAUUACAUGUUUUGGAUUCAAAAGCAGUCAAUUAGAAAAGUGAAAUUGUGUAACAGUAAUGGUGUUUAAGUGUAUAGUUGAGCUCUUCCAACACAGAUGUUUAGUAUUUUAUUUUUAUGCUUGUCCUAGUAUUCAAUAAUCCAAUGAUUCUGCUAUAACUUGCUACCCGUUUUUGUUACAUCAUUUUUAAUUUUCUUACCACUAUUCCAAGUCCAAGUCAUUAUCUAGUUACCAAGUUGAUUAUAUUGAUUAUGCAAUUUACAUACAACAAUGUGUUUAUAUUUAUUGAAGUACAGUGCCCUCCAAAAGUAUUGGAACAGUGAGGCCAAUUCCUUUAUUUUUGCUGUAGACUGAAAACAUUUGGG
Molecule: messenger RNA, 4298 nt
Organism: Hypomesus transpacificus
Lineage: Eukaryota; Metazoa; Chordata; Actinopteri; Osmeriformes; Osmeridae
Product: semaphorin-3ab-like
Exons: 17
Coding region: 698-3124 (808 amino acids)
Biological process (GO): negative regulation of axon extension involved in axon guidance; positive regulation of neuron migration; semaphorin-plexin signaling pathway
Molecular function (GO): chemorepellent activity; neuropilin binding; semaphorin receptor binding
Source: RefSeq, a predicted model, not a curated record